AAUCAUAGGGUUAUGUGUUCAGCCAAUAACAGACAGGGGGCGGGGCGUGUAUGUUAACGAGCGGUGUCAGCUGUGAGAGUCUCCAGCAGAUGUGCAGAACUCUUCAGACUGUCUGUCAGCUCCUCUCCAGCAUGGACCCAUCCUCGGACGCUGCUGCGGCCAGCUUCUGAGCUCCUCCGUCGGGCAGAGCUCCGGGAUGUUCCGCGUGUUCUCCUCGGAGCGCGGGCGGCAGAAGCAGCGGCUGGAGCUCAGUCUGGCCGGAAUCUGCGAGCUGGAGCUGCUCAAGCGGCGGCAUCAGGCGCUUAUCAUCUCCGCGCUGGGACUCCACAGUCCAGACCCGCCGCCGGAGCACCAGUGGCGGCCCGCGGAGCAGCAGAGCCCGCGCGGGACACCGGAGAGCUGCUGGAGUCUGAUGAAGCUGCUGCAGCAUCAGGUUGGAGAGCUGAAGGUGGACACAGAGAACAGCAGCGCGGCAGCAGUGGAGAACUGCACUGAAGAUGGAGAGAGAGCCGGCGCAGGUUUCUCUGAGGGCCCGUUGGACUCCUCUAGUCACGGUGAAAUCUCCUCAAGGGCUGUUUGCCCCGUCCGGCUCACUGAGAGACCCAAAUCUGCUGGGGAUGUGUGCAUCGGGGGGAUUCGCGCCGCAGUUCCCCGCUCUCUCUCUGCACCAUAUCCACCACUAGAGGGCAUCGCAGAGGGCAUCUCUGAGGAUGAGCCGUGGAUCUGGCAACCCAUCGAGGACAUCGAUGAAAAACCCACGGUGGAUGACUACAGACAGGCACAGCACGUGGAGACCUACAUCCUCGGACUGAUCCAGCGGCGCUCGCCUCCUGCCAGACCCAAUAAACCUCGCACCAGCCUCAGUCCAGAACCCAGAGCAGUGAUCCGACAGAGCAGCUUAAGCCGAAAAGAGCCACCGUUUGUCCAGGAGAGACUUGCGUGGGCUGAAGACGAGUGCACAGGAGUCCGCUAUCCCAGAAUGCACACAUCCACAUCUCUGGAUUUCCCCUGCGGAGCUUUGGAUCCCAGUAGCAGUGAAGCCGAGUCUCCGCAACACUUCUACCAACACACACACUCUCCUUCCUCUGAUGAGCUGGUGAACGCACAGUACAUCCCCGCGCAGCCCUGUCGAGCCCAAGCAAGACCCACGACCUAUAAAUCCCCCAAAUCCUCAUAUUCGCCAGAGAGGAAGCCAAGAGCCACACCUAAGAAGUGUCGGUUUACAGAGGACAAGAAUGCACAGAAGAAACCCGGACGAAAAGCCUGUCGUGCACAGUCUGAGAACAGCCUGCUGGGUCAGCGCGGAGUCUCAGAGCGCAGGUAUAAUACAGUGGAGCGAGACGCAGUGCGGAGCGUCCCGAAAGCCAGACGUAGUUCGGGCAGACGUUGGCGAUCCACGCAGGAGCUCAGUCAGGAUGAAGCAGAGAUACCCAGUGAACAGCCAAUCAGACGCUCCCGAAGAGCUCGACCCGUCUGCGGAUACACCCAUCCCACACCGCAUCACCCCCAGCCUCAGCUCCGCGACUACACUGCGGUCCCGGGAGAGUCUGAGUCUAGCCUGAGCGAGGCCGAGUCCCCCGGCUCCAGCUCUCUGUCCAGCGACUCUGAUGGCAGUGGGGGAUUGGUGUGGCCUCAGCAGCUCCAUCCGCAGCCGGCUCCUACAUCUCCGUCACACCCACCCGGACAUGGACAAGACUUGCAGCCCAAAGCCUUCGUGAAGAUCAAGGCCUCGCAUGCGCUCAAGAAAAAGAUCCUGAGGUUCAGAAGCGGAUCCCUCAAAGUUAUGACCACCGUGUGAGAGAUGCAGUCACACACAGACUCAAAACAGCCAUCUUCUUGCUGUAAGGCGACAGAGCUAACCACUGAGUCAGCUAGCUGCCCUGGUUUACAUGACCCUACCAUGCUCUGAUUGGUCAGGUCACUCUACUUAGACCUACCAUGCUCUUAUGUUGGUCUCAAACUCAAUUCCUGGAGGGCCACAGCUCUUCAGAGUUCAGCUCCAACCACCUCCAUCUCACACCUGCUUAAUAGUCUCUAGUAGUCCUGCACUUUGAUUGGUUGGAUCAGCUGUGUUUGAUUAGGGUUGGAGCAAAACUGCGCAGAGCUUCCUCCAGGAGUCGAGUUUGAGACCUAUGAUCUAAUUGUUCAGGUGACCCUACUCAGCUCUGAUUGGUUAUGUGCACCUACUCUGCUCCUUCUCAAGUUGUGAUUGGUCAGAUGACCCUACCUUGCUGACCCUACCAUCCUCUAAUUGGACAGGUGACUCUAAUGUGUUCUGAUUAGUCAGGUGACCCUACUCAACUCUGAUUUGUCUUAUGCACCUUCUCUGCUCCUUCUCAAGUUGUGAUUGGUGACCCUACCUUGCUGACCCUACCAGGUGGCUUUGGUCAGGUGGCUUUAAUGUGCUCUGAUUGGUCAUGUGACUCUAUUCAGCUCUGAAUGGUCAAAUGCACAUACUCUGCUCCUACUCAAGUUAUGAUUGGUCAGAUAAGCCUACUCUUCUCUGAUUGGUCAAAUGACCCUACCAUGCUCUGAUCGGAUGGGUGACUCUAUUCCGACCUACCAUCCUCUAAAUCAGGGGUCAUGAAACUUGUUCCUGGAGGGCCGGUGUCCUGCGGAUUUUAGCUCCAACCCUAAUCAAACACACCUAAACAAGCUAAUCAAGGUCUUACUAGGUAUACUUGAAACACCA
Molecule: messenger RNA, 2692 nt
Organism: Danio rerio (zebrafish)
Lineage: Eukaryota; Metazoa; Chordata; Actinopteri; Cypriniformes; Danionidae
Source: RefSeq, a predicted model, not a curated record